Molecule: messenger RNA, 1327 nt
Organism: Magnolia sinica
Lineage: Eukaryota; Viridiplantae; Streptophyta; Magnoliopsida; Magnoliales; Magnoliaceae
Exons: 1
Coding region: 174-1172 (332 amino acids)
Source: RefSeq, a predicted model, not a curated record
ACUGCAAACGCGCCUAUCUUUUAUUCCCAUUUUACCCCUCGAUAUUACUCCUAUAAAAACCCCGGCCCUCUCUUUUUCCACUUCACCCGAAUCCAAAUCCCUGAGAACUCAGAGAGAAAUCCCAAGAAAGAAAAGGCAGAAAAUCAGAAAGAUUUCCAGAGAAAAUCAGGAAAAUGCUUCAAAUGCAGGGGAAUUCGAUCCUCUCCGUCUCUCCUACCUUCAGCAGCUAUUCCUCCUCUCGAUUUGCUGAAAUUGCUUCCAGAGUCGUUGACGAAAUCAACAGAGAGGGAGAAGAAAAUGAAGAGGAGUUUCUCAUCUCAGACGCUGCGGCUCACCUGGAACAGAUAUCCCUCAAUCCGCUGCAAGAAUGCCCCUUGGAAGAAGAGCAGAUAUCUCUCGAGCUACCACAGCUAGAAAUCUCUGUAGUCGAAAACGCGGGAGAAGGAGAAGAAGAUGAAGCUAACGAAGACGACGACGACGAUUUUGAAUUCGCGUUCGUACCACGCGAUCCCUGCGCUCCGCCGAUCUCCGCCGAUGAUGUCUUCUCUGACGGCCAGAUCCGCCCGAUCUGGCCGAUAUUUAACAGUGAUCUCGUCUUCUCAGAAUCCCAAGGCUCUGAUGAGGGAAACCACGAGCAGAACUACGGCCCUUCGAUCCGACUCCCUAUGCGGAAGCUCCUGGCGGAAGGGCGCGAUCCUCCAGCUCUAUCUCCGUCGUCUUCGUCCGAAUCUGUCACACUCGACGAGAUCCCCUCUGGUAGCUACUGCGUCUGGACGCCGAGGUCGACGAAAUCAGCUCGUGCGGAGGCGGCGGUGUCUCCGGACCGAUGCAAGAAGAGCAAUUCGACGGGAUCGUCGAAGGUGUGGCGGUUCCGGGAUCUGAUGCAUCGGAGCAGCAGCAACGGUCAGGAUACCAUGGUAUUUUUAUCAACGGAUGCGAUUAAAGGAGGGGAGAAGAGGGGAACGGUGUUGAAGGAAGAAAGGAGAAAGGAGAAGGUGGUGGUUGGCGGGAAGAAGGGAAAGAGAGAGGUAUCAGCGCACGAGAUGCAUUAUUUGAGGAAUCGGAUGAUGAGCGAGGGAGAUCGACGGCGGUCGUUCCUUCCGUACAGGCAAGAUCUGGUGGGGUUCUUUGCUAACGUGAACGGCCUGAGCAGGAGCCUGCAUCCGUUCUAGAAUCCAGAUGCACCGGUUUUUUUAGGGUUUUUCUUUAUUUUUUUUCUUUUUGGGUAAAUAUUUUCUGUAAAAUGCCGAAGAGAAAUUAUAUGAUUUGUUCUUCUUUUUUUCUUUUUUUCUUUUUCUAAUGAAAAAUGAAAUUAGAGUUCUUCUCU